Cryptococcus deneoformans JEC21 is the source of this 2950-nucleotide messenger RNA. Its product is annotated as expressed protein. Gene Ontology annotation, molecular function: transmembrane transporter activity. Gene Ontology annotation, biological process: transmembrane transport. Bases 82 to 2670 code for a protein of 862 amino acids. The transcript has 12 exons. Gene Ontology annotation, cellular component: brush border membrane. NCBI's taxonomy places the organism in Eukaryota, Fungi, Basidiomycota, Tremellomycetes, Tremellales, Cryptococcaceae. The record is from RefSeq and is a predicted model, not a curated record.
GAUCCAUAUAGGCUUCCCAGAAUACUUCUCAACGUCUCAACACCUCAUCUUCGUAACCAUAAUCCGCGCACACCGCCAAAUAUGACGGCCACUCCUCCGGGCAGAAUAGCCCUUCCGCCCAAACCAACAAUUACUGACAUCCUCGGCGGGUCUUCGGCUCUCGCGUCCGACACACCAUCUCCUCAAGCACAUCAAAGCUUCAACUCUCCACACUCUUCCGCCGUCAAUGGGCAUUCAAGAGGGACUAUUCCGCGCUCCAAAGCUCGUACAAAGUCGGCUCGACUUAGUUUUUCUAGUUAUGGUAGAGGCAGAGCAGCCAGUUCUCGAGGUCCAGCGGGCGGAAUCGUCGACGAUCUGCUAGAUGAUGAGGAUUUCGGACCAAAGUUGCCCACUUUGGUGCCCGGGAUCCGAGCGGCUUAUGCCACUCCUCUCCCUGCACUUCCUAUGAUUGUAAUGUGUAUAGCAAUGCUGUCAGAGCUAUUAGCGGCGAACUUGUGCACUCCAUUCAUCCUCAAGCAGGUCGAAGGUUUCUUCCUUAACUCCGGUCGAGAAAAGAAUAGUGAGACGGAAGCCGCAGUUGGUCUUUGGACAGGCAAUCUUGUCUCUGUCUUCUUCAUCACACAAUUUUUCACCUCUCUCCUUUGGAGUAGCAUAGCAGAUCGUCAUGGUCGUCGUGCUGUGUUAGUAGCCAGUCUUGCCGGAAGCGCUAUUGCUCUUGUAAUUUUUGGUACUUCUGAAUCUCUUCCCGAGGCUAUCUGUGUCAGACUGAUUCAAGGCAUUUUCGGAGGUGCUGUCGGAGUAUUCCGAGGUUCGAUCCGAGACUUGACUGACGACACUAACGCCGCUCGUGCUUAUGCUAUGCUCGGUUUCUCAUGGGGUUUCGGUGGUGUCAUUGGUCCUAUCAUUGGCGGUGUCUUUGAAAGCCCAAAGGAGAACUUCCCCGGUACUGCUUUGGCUCAAAUUCCCCUAUUCCAAAAUUUCCCAUAUAUCCUUCCGACUAUCAUUGGCGGUGGCGUUCUUGCUGUCGGCGCCAUCCUCUCUUGUCUUCUUUCUUGGGAUGGAGGUGUUCGAGGCGGCAGGCGUAUCACCCUCGCAGUCGAAAAGAACGAACCCCUUGCCGGUAUUUCUCCUGCUGCUGGUCGUCACGCUUCCCCUGCGCCUUCCAGCCGAACCGCAAUCAGGGUCCCAUCAGUCAGUUUGAGGCGAGUCUUGUCACCCAGCCAAGAAGAAGAGGAUGCCGCUCACGGUGCUGGAUAUCCGGAACUCUCUCGUAGUGCGGGCGGCCGAAGGGAUAGUCGAGCGAGCUUAGGCACGGCUUAUGGAUACGGAGGUAUUCGUUCCAAGCACCCUACUUUGGCAGCUAGAGCAGCAUUGGAGGCUGCUAGGAGGGCUUCAGCUGCAGUAGGCAGACCUGACGAGAGUGAUGAAGAGGACGGCGAGAUGGGUAACAGGGCUCUGAAGGUUGCACAGAGGCUGUUGCUCGCGAAUGAGGAGAACACAUUUAACAUCAAUGACCUUUGGGUGUCUGCCGCGGUCGCCCAAGACACUGCUGUCUUUGAUGAUGAGGAGGAGACAGAGGAUGACCAAGAAGAGGAGGUUAACGAAGCCGUACCCGACACUUCUUUUGCCUCCCCUUCAUUACAUGCACUUUCACCGUCAACCUACGAUGGCCAUCAAGGUGACCUCUCCUUCCGACGGUCUAGCAGAGCACGCCUCACAAGUGUGGGCAAUAUUUCUCUUCAUCGUAACCUUCCCGGCCACCGAUUAUCCGUAUCACAUGGCGGCAGGCGAUUCAGCACCACUUCAGGACACAUGCCUGCCAUCUUCUCCAACACUGGUGUCAAGACUCCGCCAGCUGUAGCAGCCGCAUAUGAAGCAGAAUCGCCCAGACACGAAGCUGACUCAUUCUUCCGCGCAGCAUCACCUAGUCCCGACCAUGGCAGGGGAUCCACCGGUGGCUUAAGCGCUAUCGCUGAAGGGCCUGGAAAUGCUGUGGACUCUGCGACUGCCGGCGUUGCCGCUCAGAUCUCUGAGAAAGAGGCCUCUUCGUUCUCACUUUUGCCUGUUCAAGUAAUCAUCCAGUAUGGUCUCCUUGCUUUGCACAACACUAUCCAUGAUCAAAUAUUCUUGUCAUUCUUGGUAACUCCCUACCGCUCUGGUGGUCUUGGGCUUAACCCGGCCCAUUUCUCCCUGGUAGUCGCUCUCAUGUGUCUCUGCCAGCUCGUGUAUCAAUUCUAUAUUUACCCUCGACUUGGACCCCCUCUCGGUCGUUUCACACAUCUUCAAAUGUUCAGGAUUGGAUGUGCCCUCUACCUUCCUGCCUACUUCUCUCUGCCAAUCUUACACAAAAUUGCUUCUCCUGACUCUGAAGGCAGUUUCUUUUUGAUGUUCUGCUUGGUUACUAUCACUGCUGUGAGGUACUGUGCAGGUACAUUCUCGUAUACCUCCGUCAUGGUACUUAUUAAUGCCAUGUCUCCUCCCCACGUUGUUGGCCUUGCCAAUGGACUCGCCCAAAGCACCGUAUCAUUCUCGCGUUUCUUUGGCCCUGUAAUCGGUGGUGCUGUUUGGAGCGCCAGCAUCAAUGGUAAUCCAAGCGGUUAUCCUUAUGGCUUUUACUUCUGCACUGUAGCAUGCUUUAUUCAGUGGUCAUUGUCAUUUUUUAUCCGUUAAUCAGCCAUACCCGGUGCUUGAGGAAAAGGUAGUUUAUAUUAUGGGCGCCAAGCGCGUAGAUCGUAUAGUCGGGGGACCUUAAUUGGUGAACGACAAGAAUUUGUGAAUCAUGGCAGACAUCAUUAAUCACUUUUAUGACCUUUUUUUUUGACAGUAACGAAUAUAUGUGGACUCUGCUCGCUAGAAUGCGAUGGCGAGCAUAUGUAGCACACUGAUUUUUCUGAUGAUUUGAAUCCGACGACCAAAAUAUAUACCCAUAUACAUGUACAUGUACAAUGAC